Scatophagus argus is the source of this 1867-nucleotide messenger RNA. RefSeq names its product RD3 like (gene rd3l). NCBI's taxonomy places the organism in Eukaryota, Metazoa, Chordata, Actinopteri, Scatophagidae. Bases 271 to 951 code for a protein of 226 amino acids. The record is from RefSeq and is a predicted model, not a curated record. The transcript has 2 exons.
AUUCCUAUUACUUGAUUUUACUUUUUCUUCCUUUUAACAAUGUUACAUUUCUCUUGGCAUUAUCUGCCUCUGCACAGUUCAUCACAUGGUUUACUGCUGUAUUGUCACUUGUAGGUGCAAGUUCAAACCAGGUGCUGGUUUGAAGAAACAGAUAAUCUAGAAAACUGAAAUGUAUUAAAACAGAGCUGUGGGGAACUCACAGUUUUACAAUCCUGAAUAACCAAUAAUUCUUGUUUCUUCAGUUUUCCAGGACUGUCUGCUGUCUCUGUCAUGCCCCUGUUCAGCUGGAUGAAAUGGUCCCAUGACACAAGAGUGCAGGCUGAAGAUGAAGUGACGCCCAUGAAGACCUCAGGGGUUGUACCCAGCCGCAUGCUGAUCACAGAGCUCCUGUGGCAUGUGGAGGAACGUGAGCGGCUGGUGAGGGAACUGGAGCGGGAGCACAGGCUGGCCCACAGUGCUCUGGGUCUUCACUGGUUUCAGAAGUACCCCAAGUUACGGACCCUCAUCUCCACAUCGGAGCUACACCAGCUGGAGUUCCUGUGCGCCCAGAUUCCACCAAGCCAUGCAGCCACCGUGCUCUCCAGAUUUCGCAAAGUGCUUGCCACUAACAACAUAAGGCCCUGGGAGCUGGCAUCUGUCUUCAAGCAGGUGCUGAGGGACUUCCUGAGCCAAAAGGAGUAUGAUGAAGAGGACGACCUCUUAGUGGCACGAGCACAGCUCCGACCAAUGGAGGCUUGGACGAGCCGCUACAAGAUGAAGCAGAGUUUUGUCACACCCACUGUCCCCAACUGUGGAGACCACACAAGAGAGGAGAUCCCAACAAUUUCAGGAUAUGUGGACCGGGCUAUGCAGCAUUCCAGUUCAUUCAGCGGGUUCAACAGGGACUGGGACCUUCCAUAUUACUGUCCAGUUCCUGUCAGGCCUAUAGGGGCGUACAGCACUACACUGUGAGACACACUGUUCGAAACAUCUGUGGACUUGUGUUUAAGACAAAGAAAAACAGUUACCACACCCACAGCAUAAAGACAAGAUACAAUAACAUGACUAUUAUUAUUAAUGGUAGAUACAGUAUAACAUAGCUUGUGACCAAAAAUUGUGAAGGUGACAUUAGGCAAUAUACUGAACUGUUACAUUACAAGAACUAGUUCGUCACCUGCUCUUGCUAAUCCCUACUGCAUGGACUGUUUUUUCUGUAUUCCUGAUUACAAACCUGUGACACUUUGUACAGGUGGGCAUGUAUUUCAAAGUUAUCUUGUCGGGAAAUGAGACUGAUGUCACCAAGACAUGUGUUACGGCAUUUGUGACUUGUGAGUCUUUAAAGUGGAGCAACGUCUCUGUGACUGCUUGCCACAGACAUAAAAACGUCUUCAUUAUUGAGCAGUUCAACCAAAGAGUGAUGUUCCCUUCUCAACUUGCCUUGAUGCCUACAGAAGAUAAAACUAUCUAAUAUGUAACAAUGAAAAGAGGCACGAUUAUAGAAAUCUCAAGUCAAAGAUACAAAUCAUCUGUGUAACAGACUUUUUAUUUUUUAUCUCUUCACUAGAUCAUUGUCCUAUGACCCCUAGGCUUGAAACUACUGACUUAAGCUCUUUUGAUUCGGUAGCCAACUAAGGACAGUGAGUAACAACUUAGUAACUUUAGAAAACUGUGGACGUUUGGCUGGACUGAGGACAUGUCCUCAGGGUCCUCAGAGUGUGAAGUACCUGGUAGCUUCACGUUUUAUGGUUACAAAAAAAUAUGCAUGGAGGAUAUUUAAAGUGAGUUAUUGUGUUUCUCAGAACCAAUACAUUGACACUUUUUUUACGCCUGGCGGUCUAAACUGGGGAAAAAUGUACAAAAUAACAGCUGAAUACGCACCACGAUAAAU